UGUAAUGGUCCUCUAGUGUCCAUGUUACCCCAAGCCUCCUUCCAGAGCUCCUCACAGUCCUCAUUCAGCAAUGCUCCUUACAAUGCCAAGCUUAACAGACGAGACGGAGCCGGUGGCUGGUCUCCCCUGGUCACAGACAGAGAGCCCUGGCUUCAGCUGGACCUCAGGGACAGGAUGGAGGUGAUGGCUGUGGCCACACAGGGGCGCUACGACAGCUCCGACUGGGUCACUAGCUAUCUGCUGCUCUAUAGUGACACAGGCCGGACCUGGAAACAGUACAGACAGGAGGACGGAGUAGGGAAGUUUGCAGGAAAUGUGAAUUCUGAUGGUGUCGUCCAGAACAAGCUCUCCCAUUCAGUCAGAACCCGUUUCCUGCGUUUCAUCCCAUUGGACUGGAACCCCAGUGGCUGGCUGGGCCUGAGAGUGGAGGUGUACGGCUGUGCCUACAAGUCCGACGUGGCUGACUUUGACGGCAGGAGCGCCUUGCUCUAUCGGUUUAACCAGAAGUCCAUGUCGACGGUGAAGGACGUGGUUUCUCUGCGCUUCAAGAGCCGCCAGGCCGAGGGGGUCCUGCUCCACGGAGAGGGCCAAAGGGGAGAUUACAUCACCCUGGAGCUGCACCGGGGCAAACUGGCCCUCUACCUCAACCUGGACGACACCAGGUUGAGGUUCAGCAGCAGCCGUGUUGCCAUCACUCUGGGCAGCCUACUGGAUGACCAGCACUGGCACUCUGUCCUUAUUGAGCGCUUCAAUAAGCAGGUAAACCUCACGGUGGAUUCCCACACACAGCACUUCCGCACCAAAGGGGAAGGAGACUCGCUGGAGGUGGACUACGAGCUGAGCUUUGGGGGAAUCCCUCUGCCUGGCAAGCCUGGCACCUUCCUCAGGAAGAACUUCCACGGCUGCAUUGAAAACCUCUACUACAACGGAAUCAAUGUCAUAGACCUGGCGAAGAGACGCAAGCCGCAGAUAUACAGUGUGGGUAACGUGACCUUCUCCUGCUCUGAGCCUCAGCUGGUGGCCUGCACCUUUCUGAGUUCCAGCAGCAGCUUCCUGUCACUCCCGCCAACAGCGUCUGGCGUGAGAGGUUUCUCCGUGCGUUUCCAGUUCCGCACGUGGAACCCAGAUGGGCUGCUGCUCUCCACCCGGCUGGCCCCACAACCCCAGAGACUGGAGCUGCAGAUCAGCAACAGCCGGCUGCAUCUGACCCUCCACACCUCUGCCCAGCAGAAAUCCGAAGUCUCCACUGGUGAGCACCUGAAUGACGGUCUCUGGCAUACGGUGACUCUUGACACAAGGAAUCUACAGAUCAUCUUGACUCUGGACAACGAGCCAGCCUCCACCAUUGAACUUUGGGAAUUACUGGAAUCAGGAGGCAAUUUCUACUUUGGAGGAUGCCCUCCUACUGGCUGUAAAAACCCUACGCUGGCAUUCCAGGGAUGCAUGCGACUCAUAUUCAUUAACAGCCAGCCAAUGAACCUCAAUCAUGUGCAGCAAGGACUGCUGGGAAACUACAAUGAACUGCAGUUUGACAUAUGCAAUAUAAGAGACAGAUGUCUGCCUAACCUGUGUGAACACGGAGGCCAGUGUUCCCAGUCCUGGAGCACCUUCUACUGCGACUGUUCGGGGACAGGAUACUCUGGCGCUACCUGUCACAGCUCCAUCUGCGAGCCGUCCUGCGAGGCCUACAAGCUGAUGGGCAGCUCCUCGGGCUACUUCUCCAUUGAUCCAGAUGGGAGUGGUCCCCUGGGGCCCGCACAGGUCUACUGCAACAUGACAGAGGAGAGGGUGUGGACUGUAGUGACCCACAACAGCACAGCUCCAGUGAGGGUCCGGGGCUCCUCUCCGCAGAAGCCGUACAUUAUGAAGUUCAACUACAGCACCUCAGCUGAACAACUGCGUGCCAUAGUCACCGGGUCAGAGCAGUGCCAACAGGAAGUGCUUUACCGCUGCAGGAAGUCCCGUCUCUUCAGUACCAAAGAUGGCACCCCCCUUUCCUGGUGGGUGGACCAGGGAGGAGAGAGGAGAACCUACUGGGGAGGCUUCCUGCCUGGAGUUCAGCAGUGCUCCUGCAGCCUGGAGGAGAACUGCCUGGACAUGAAUUACUUCUGCAACUGCGAUGCAGACACGGACGCAUGGGCUAAUGACACGGGAAUCCUCUCCUAUAAAGACCACCUGCCAGUGAGCCAGAUCGUGAUUGGAGACACGAACCGAUCGGGCUCGGAGGCUGACUACCAAAUCGGCCCUCUGCGUUGUUAUGGAGACAGGUCUAUAUGGAAUGCAGCCUCCUUCUACCAGGAGUCCUCCUAUCUCCACUUCCCCACCCUCCAGGCAGAGCUUGGUGCUGAUAUCUCCUUCUACUUCAAGACCAGCGCCCCCUCAGGAGUGUUUCUGGAGAACCUGGGCCUCAAGGACUUCAUCAGACUGGAGCUCAGCUCCCCCUCGGUGGUUACUUUCUCCUUCGACGUGGGAAACGGACCGGUGGUCUUGGCCGUGAAGUCCCAUGUGCCCCUGAAUGACCGACAGUGGCAUUACGUGAGGGCGGAGCGCAAUGUGAAGGAGGCCUCUCUGCAGGUGGACCAGCUGCCCCUGCGCUUCCUGGAGGCGCCGGCUGACGGACACCUCCGCUUACAACUCAACAGCCAGCUGUUUGUGGGGGGAACAGCCACCAGACAGAGGGGCUUCCUGGGUUGCAUAAGGACCCUGACCAUCAACGGUGUGAACUUUAACCUGGAGGAGAGGGCCAAGAUGACCCCGGGGGUGAGCUCCGGCUGCCCCGGGUACUGCAGUGGCUCCAGCAGUCUCUGCCACAACAGAGGGAGGUGUAUUGAGAAGAGCAGUGGCUACGUCUGCGACUGCUCCCAGUCCGCCUAUGGAGGACCGACCUGUAAAGAAGAGGUGUCUGUGUCCUUUGACAGAGAGUCCUCAGUGACCUACACCUUCCAGGAGCCAUUCUCCGUCAUGCAGAACAGAAGCUCCCAGGCCUCCACUGUGUCCAGAGAGAGGAGCAGGGCCAGAGAGAGCAUCGCUUUCAGCUUCCUCACCCUCCAGAGCCCCGCCAUGCUGCUAACUGUCAGCACCUUCAGCCAGCAGUACAUCGCUGUCAUCCUGGCUAGCAACGGGAGUCUGAAGAUCUGGUAUCACCUUCAGGUGAAUAGGAAUCCAGAUGUUUUCACCCCCACCCUCGGUAGUUUGGCUAAUGGACUCCUCCAUCGAAUCAGAAUCCACCGAGAGGGCAAAGACGUCUACGUGCAGAUCGACCAGGACAUCCACAGAAAAUACACCCUGUCAUCUGAUGCAGAGCUGAUCUUAAUCAGAUCCUUGACAUUGGGCAAAGUCACUGGAAGGGAUGCAUUCCACGAGGAAGUGAUGCAAGCAGGUUCUGAAGGUUUCAUUGGCUGCCUGUCGUCAGUCCAAGUGAAUCAUGUGGCUCCUCUGAAAGCGGCACUGCUUAAUCGGGGAAGCUCACUGGUCAGCAUCCGAGGUCCUCUGGUUCAGUCAAACUGCGGCGUGCUUGCGGACUCCACCACUUCGCACACUCUGCUGGAUCAAGCUGCAAAGUCAAACAAAGAUAAGGAGCGGCACGGUGAUGAUACCCGGAAUGAUUCGGCUGUAAUAGGAGGUGUAGUCACAGCAGUGGUCUUCAUUACGCUGUGUGUACUGGCAGCGAUAAGCCGCUUCCUCUACCAGCAGCGGCAGGCCCAGAGGAGCACCGGCAUCAAGGAGAAGGAGCACAGACACGACCUGGAGACAGCCUACCGGGCCGAGCUACACCUCCACAACCCAGUCAGAGACAAUAUGAAGGAGUACUACAUAUGA
Messenger RNA from Lampris incognitus (smalleye Pacific opah), 3819 nucleotides. It is a transcript of the gene cntnap5a, whose product is annotated as contactin associated protein family member 5a. The coding region runs from base 22 to 3819 and encodes 1265 amino acids. The transcript is spliced from 23 exons. The record is from RefSeq and is a predicted model, not a curated record. NCBI's taxonomy places the organism in Eukaryota, Metazoa, Chordata, Actinopteri, Lampriformes, Lampridae.